This is a messenger RNA of Pseudogymnoascus destructans, 2820 nucleotides long. RefSeq lists its product as uncharacterized. The transcript has a single exon. The record is from RefSeq and is a predicted model, not a curated record. The coding region runs from base 1059 to 2699 and encodes 546 amino acids. Gene Ontology annotation, biological process: lipid metabolic process. NCBI's taxonomy places the organism in Eukaryota, Fungi, Ascomycota, Leotiomycetes, Thelebolales, Thelebolaceae.
CUUUUGUUAUUUGGUCUUCUCAAAGUAGUGAUAUUUCCCAUGACGCCACGGCGCGCUAAAAAAAGUUUUCUGACGUCGCCAACAUCUGCAAGGCUAGCAAUCAGCCUCGUCCCGUACUCAUCCUGCCAAAUUUCUAAGAGCUGCUGUGAUAUCCAUCUAUCACCUUGCACCUGCAGGACGGCAAUAAACAGCUCAAUUGGGCGAUCACACACUAACAGCUGUCACUCCGAUGACUGCCGUGCUGUGUUGGGGUGAGCUGUGGCGUAAGCUCAUGCAAGGGAUUGUGUUAUUGUUGUCGAUGUCGUGGUUGGUAUCCGAGCGAUUAUUGGAGGCAGAGGCCUAAUUCGAUAUAUCUUGCAGCCUCAUGUGAGCUUGGAUCUCCGGGAGGAGCGAUAUGUCUCCGAAUGAUUGGCCGCUACUGGGUGAUCACGUAUUAACAUUGAGCCCUGGCCCCUAGGCGGCCCCAAGCGAUACGUCCAUUCAGGCAGAUUAUGAGUCUGUAUAUUGAUAACUCAGGCAGUGUGAGAAACCAAUUGUAUUGGCGCUUCUCACUCUGGUUACAUAGGACUCUCCGAGUAUUGGGGGCGCUUUGGGUCCAAAUCAGUGGCCGGAGAGUGCUUUACUGUCUCACUUUAUAUGACCUGUGGUGUCGUCUUGGAGGCCUCAGAUCCCACAGCUACAUAGCUACACAGCUUCACGCGCUGUGCACUUCUGCUGCAGCUGGCGUUACCUUGCUUCCGUACUGACUGUUGCCUGUUUUGGCAAAGACUGUCUUCGAGACCUCAGAUUCCAGUGCCACACAGCUCUACAGCUCUACAGUCUACGCGCCGUGCGAGUGUGACUUCUGCUGCAGCUGGUGUUACCUUGCUUCUAUGCUGACUGUCCUUUCUUUAGCUUGAGAAACUGGAGCCCCGCGUUUCUCAGUUUUUGCAUUCCAAGUUGUCCUCUCCUUUUGUAAUAAGCACCUCCUUGCUGUGGUAACCUCCUAUUUCGAGUGUAGUUCUUGCUGGAUAUCCUCCUUAUUCGAGUGCAUUCCUUUUUGGAUAUCCUCCUUGCCCAUGUGCAGCAUGGCGAAUUCUCAACCGCGCAUUCCCUCUCAGCAUGGGACCUUGGAAUACCUGCGUCUUCAGUAUGACAAUGCCAUCGCGUCGGGCAUCAAGCGUCCCCUUUUAUUCCCACAAGUGUUCUUCAGCUUCGCCCUCCUAGCUGGUUUCCUCAUCAUAGACCACCGACAAAACCGCUUCUUAUACCAGUUACGAUGGUCGGUUUGGUUUGCCGUCAUUGCAGUUGAGGUUUCCAAUAUCCGUCAUCGGAUUUCCCUGGACCCAGCUGUUUCUUACGUCUCUGGCGUUGCAUCGGUAUAUGUUAUAAUAUGGAGCACGAUGUGGUUGAUCUUUGGGCGUCCCCAGUUUACGGCUGCGCGCCUCGAGCGCCGACGUAAGGCGUUACAGAAUGGUAUUCGGGCUGCCUCUGGUGGUACGACCCAGGAAAGACCCGAGACAAUUGGAAAUAAGAUGAAUGGGAAUGGACAUUCUCUGAAACAACAAAAAGGCCAUGAUACCGCUCUGCCUACGACAGAAAAGAACCUGGCAGAAACCAAAGACUCGAACGCGGAGUGGGAAUACUUCUGGCAACCAUACCCUCAUGUUUUUGGAGAACGCCUGGCUUGGGUGCUGGAUUUGAUAUUCAGUUUCCGUGGGCGGGGAUGGAACUUCUCUAUUCCUACCAAUCCAGCCCUCCCAGAAGAUGUUGCUGCCUCACUCGGCGAGACCCUCUCAGAGUCUAAUAGAAGCCUGACAAGCAGGACUGGAUACCAAUGCUUUCGAACUCGCGAGGCGCUGGCACGUUAUGCGAUAUCCAGGUUCAUACUCUGCUAUCUCAUCCUAGACCUUUGCAAGUUUCAGAUCAUCCACGACCCCUUUUACCGUACCGGCGACGAGUCUCUUCAAGCUCCCGCAUACCUCGAAGGUCUCUCACCUUUCCUCAUCACCCGAAUCCGCCGCAACACCCUCAACCUCGCGCUAGUAACUUUCAUCCACUUCCACGCCCUUCUAAUCCCCAUGGUCGCCUCCCUUCUCCUCGGGCCCAGAGUCCUUGGAAUCCGGGGCGAACCCUGGAUGUACGUCACAACAUGGGGCUACCCCUCCGCCAUCCUCCACAAAGGACUCUCCGGCUUCUGGGGCACCUGGUGGCACCAAACCUUUCGUGCCGGCUUCACCGCGCCGACGAAUUACCUCAUUCGCAAAGGCUGGCUGCCUAGCAAUGGCAUCGCGUCGCAACUCGUCGGAAUUACCAUCGCCUUCAUAAUAUCAGGCGCCAUGCACGCCACCGGCAGCUUCGUGCAAGUCCUCCCCACGCAUCCACAGCGCCAGUUCGCGUACUUCCUGCUGCAGCUCGUGGCGGUGGUGGUGCAGACCUCGUUCUGCGCGGUGCUCCGGCCUUGGAUCGAGCGGCUGCCGGUGUGGGCGAGAAGGACGGGGAAUGGGGUUUUUGGGUACAUGUGGCUGUAUGCGACGGCGCCGCUGUUCAUGAAUGAUAUGUCGGCGGGCGGGACAUGGUUGUAUGAGCCGAUUAUAGUGAGCCCGUUUCGAUGGCUCGGGUUGGGGCCGAAGGGGUAUGGGUGGUGGACGUGGGCGCAUGUUGAUAUUGGGUGGUAUCAAGGAAAGUAUUGGUGGGAGAGUGGGAUUGGGGGUCUUUGAGGGUUGGUGUGCGAAUAGUGAUUAUGAUGAAGUUGACGGCCUAUAUAUGGCAAUCUUUUCUGAUCUUGGAAUGCAAUUGCAGAACAAAUUAUUUUAGCCCUACAAUAGUUUUAUGAAGCGG